Messenger RNA from Plectropomus leopardus (leopard coralgrouper), 2459 nucleotides. The record is from RefSeq and is a predicted model, not a curated record. Lineage: Eukaryota; Metazoa; Chordata; Actinopteri; Perciformes; Serranidae.
AUACAUCGAGUCAUAAUGUCAUUUGUUCUUUGAAGACUGCUUUUUAAAAGAUACGUUUUAUUUAUAUUUUUUAUUUCACGAAAGUACCACCUGCUACAGUCAGUUCGAUUGGCGUUGAUAGUCAGUAUGCUAACAUGUGAGCAGUUGUAUGUGAUGACCAGUUCGUCUUUUUACACACACCGCAAAAAUACUCAGCCUUUAAUGUCGUCGGAGAGAAAGGUUUCGGAUAUUUAAAUACUGUUUAAAUUCGUAAACAUUCGUGGCUUCUGCAAACAGGUUAGCAGUGAGGCUAAAGUUUAGCAUGUCCUCUGUCAGUCACUGUCAGCUCCUCAGGCUUCAGUAGACAUCAACACAUUCAGUUCAAAAUGUCUGCGUGUAAGAGCUUACUUUACUUUGUCAAGCACCGAAACUUAUGGACGUUUGUUCGGAGAAAUGUCACGACUUGGUCUCCUGUUGGAGCUGCUUUCAACGCCAAACCUCACAGGAGACUGAACCUGUUCGAGAAAAACGUGGGUUUGUUUGGGGUGCCUGAGCUUCACUGUCCUGCAGGUUUCCAGGUAGUCACAGAGGCGGCUCUGAAGAAUACGGAGCGUCUGGUGGAGAAAGCGUGUUCUUGUCCUCCAGGGGUUGAGACAGUUGAGUCUUUUGACCAGCUCUCAGAUGGUUUAUGUAGAGUGGCUGAUCUGGCAGACUUUGUUAAAGUAGCACAUCCAGAUCCAGCAUUUCGGGAGGCUGCAGAAAAGACCUGCAUAGAGAUCGGCACAGUAGUGGAGAAGCUGAACACUAAUGUUGAACUAUGCAAGAGCCUGAAAAUAUUGCUUGAUGAUCCGGACAUUGUGGCACAGCUGGACCCUGAUACGAGACGAGUGGCAGAGUUGUUCAUGUUCGACUUUGAAAUCAGUGGAAUUCAUCUCGAUGACAAACUGAGGAAAGAGGCAGUCGCUCUUCACGUGAAGCUGUUGGAUCUAAACAACGAGUUUCUGGUCGGUUCUCAUCUGCCGAACAGAAUUGCGAGGUCGGCCAUUCCUGAGCAUCUACAUAUACACUUUGCAAGUGAAGGAAGCUUCAUCCAAGUUGGAGGAUUACAUGCAGAUUCCCCUGAUGACUUGGUGCGAGAAAUUGCCUACAGGAUUUACCUUUACCCUAAUGCAGACAUGAUGGAGUGCCUGGAGGAGCUGCUAAAAUGCAGAUACAAACUAGCCAAACUGGUGGGCUACGACUCGUACGGACACAGAGCCCUGAAGGGAACGAUGGCCAAAACACCAGAGACGGUGAUGAGCUUUCUUCAGCUGCUAACAGAUAAGCUGUCAGACAGAACAGCCAAAGACUUUAAGAUGAUGAGGGGCAUGAGGAAAAAACUCAACCCUCGUAAUUCUGAGCUCAUGCCAUGGGAUCAUCCAUACCUCAGUGGUGUCUUGCGUGCUGAAAGGUACAACAUAGAGCCCAGUCUGUACAGUCCGUAUUUGUCUCUGGGCGCCUGUAUGGAAGGUUUGAACAACCUGUUCUCUCAGCUGUAUGGUGUGUCCCUCAUGUCCGAACACCCCAGUGCUGGAGAGGUCUGGAGCGAGGAUGUCCGCAAACUGGCUGUGGUACAUGAGACAGAGGGAUUACUGGGAUACAUCUACUGUGACUUUUUCCACCGGCAAGAUAAACCUCAUCAGGACUGUCACUUCACCAUCCGAGGCGGCCGCUGGUGCCAGGAAACGGGUCAGUACCAGCUGCCCGUUGUGGUGCUGAUGCUGAGUCUGCCCCACCCGACCAAGAGCGCCCCCACCCUGCUCACUCCGGGCAUGAUGGAAAACCUCUUCCAUGAGAUGGGACACGCCAUGCACUCCAUGCUGGGACGCACUCGCUACCAGCAUGUGACAGGAACCAGAUGUGCGACUGACUUCGCUGAAGUCCCAUCAAUCCUCAUGGAGUACUUUGCCACAGACUAUAGAGUCAUUAGCCAGUUUGCACGCCAUUAUGAAACUGGACAGCCGCUGCCUGAGAGUAUGGUGAACCGUCUGUCUGAAUCGAAGAAGGUGUGUGGAGCCGCAGACACCCAGCUGCAGAUUUUCUAUGCCGUCUUGGACCAGAUCUACCACAGCAAACCUCAGGACCGCUCCACCACAGACAUCCUGAAGGAAAUGCAGCAGAAAUUCUACGGCUUGCCUUAUACGCCCAAUACGGCUUGGCAGCUUAGAUUCAGCCACCUGAUCGGCUAUGGGGCCAAAUACUACUCCUACCUCAUGUCCAGGGCCGUGGCCUCCAUGGUGUGGAAACAGUGCUUCGUUCAGGAUCCUCUAGACAGGGACAUGGGUGAGCGUUAUCGUCGGGAGAUGCUGGCCCACGGAGGAGCCAAGGAGCCCAUGCUGAUGGUGGAAGGUAACUUGCCAUCUGACCUUUUGACCCCAAAGCCUUCAGGCAGCAGUCAUCCCACCUCGUACGGGACACCGCCACCCCUCGGGCAGACUUAG